GAAUUUAAGGACAGCUGAACUGACGGAUUGCAACACAUCGAAGUGUUUCUACUCAGCCAUGGCCUCGGUAAGAGGACAUCUGCUUCUGCUUAUGCUGCUAGCAGUGAAGGGAUCGGAAGAUUAUGAUCCACUUCUUCAAAGGGAAGUUUUGCCCCCUGAUUUUGAGUCGAUGCUUCAAAGGCCUGUUUAUCCUACUGAACUCUUGGACAUGAUGAAACAGGCAUCACUGGUCCCUCACCCUCCUGUGAGACCGAGAGGUCGUUAUAUACCACCUGACCCUGUGGCUUCAUCCAUUCCUUUCCCACUUGCACGUCCAACCACCAACAACAUCCUUGCCAUCUGUCAGUAUAAUAAUCUUCGCCCUCGGUAUACUAAAGACAAGCUACCAAAGUAUGGCUACGGUAACCUGCACCGUCAGGCCAAUGCAAUCAAUCAGUUGGAGUCCUGGUUUGCUGUGUGCUGCAGUAAUGGUACUCAGGAUGAAGAAGUGACUCUGUGCUGUGCACAGCAGGUGUGGAAGAAGUCACUCUCUACCUUCUGUCAGGAGGAAUUCAGCAUUAAGACCAGUCACUAUCACUGCUGUAAACUGCGUGGACGGGGAAGAUGGGACUGUUUUGAGAACAAUGCUCCAAACCCAUCGUACCAGCCUUCUGGUCAUGAGGUGACAACCACAGUCCAAGGUUUUGACUUUAACCCAAGUAGCUGCCAGAAUACAAGUGUUUCAGAGACGCCUCCCACAGCAGAGAGGGUGGCUGCACCCCUAAAUCUCAACUUGGGAAUGCAGAGAGUUGUGAUCCCUGAUAUUCCGAUGACUGUCGGAGAGGAAGAUUUCUCAUGCGAUUAUGUGUCCUGUCAUGACUCCACGAGGCUAUCCGUUCCUUUCCCUCUCGCCCGUCCAACAACCACCAACAUCCUUGCCAUCUGUCAGUAUAGUUACCUGCGCCCCCGGGAUUUUGAGGAGAUACUACCAACAAGUGGCUUUGGCCAUCUGCAUCGUCAAGCCAGUGCUAUCAAUCAGCUAGAGUCCUGGUACACUGUGUGCUGUGCUAAUGGCAGCCAAAAUUAUGAGCUGAUUCUGUGCUGUGCACAGCAGGCGUGGAAGAAGUCGCUCUCUGCUUUCUGUGAAAAUGAAUUCACAAUUAAGACCAGACAUUAUCACUGCUGCAAAGAGAAUGGACCAGCAAAAUGGGACUGCUUUGAGAAGGAGGCUUCAGAUACGUCAUACCGGCCUUCCACAGUCCAGAGCUUUGACUUUGACCCUAAGAGCUGCCAGAAAAUAAGCAUUUCAGAGGUGGCUGGAAGCACUAUGAAAGAGAGCAUUAUUAACAUCAACUUUCCCCCUGGUCGCCCGAAUUCUGCCAACAUUGUACCACUCUGUGCUUUUCGCAAGCAUCGCCGCCGUUACCUCACCAGAUGUUUGCCUCAUAGAGAUGUUGACUGGCUUACCCAUCAGUUAAAGGCCAUCAAUGGCCUAGAAAAAGAGUUUGGUCAAUGCUGUAAGGAGCGCAAAGAUAUUCAAGCCUGCACUGAGGGAAAGUGGAAGAAGAUGGUGGAUAGAUUCUGUAAGGAUGAGAAGAAGGACCAAGUAAACCAGUUUGAAUGCUGUAAAAAGCAGAAAGGAGAAGAGCAAUAUAACUGUUUUAAUAAUACUGCCCCAAAUCCACACUACAUGAUCACGAGUGACUACAAUCACGACGAACCACGUCCCGUUCUUGACAUGUUUUGUGAUACAUACACGGCUCUUCAGAAAAUGAAUCAUUUGCCUUUUGCUGUUGAUAAAAUGGCUGAAAAGUGCUGCAUCCUAGUGGAUGAUAAGAGGUCUGCAUGUUUACAGCUACAGCUGGACAACCUUUUGGAUGAAGCUUGUGAAGGAGACAACCCAUUAUUAGCACAAGUAAAGCGAAACUGUUGUAAGAAGACUGGCAAGGGACGCUCCAAAUGCAUCACCAAGCUGCUCUUGCAUAACAUUGCUAAAGCAAAAGGGAUUAACAAAAAUCGCAGGAUAUGCCUAAUCUUUUCAUAAAACCCUCGGUACAUAUUAAAUGUGGAUUUUUUUUUUUUUUUGUGGUUAAUCUUUCAAGUUCCACUGUUUCAUAUCAAUACCACUUGCAUUAAUGAACUUGUUUUGGUGUCUUAUUCACAUACUCAUGGGUCAUUUUGUUCUUAUGCAUCGUCAGAGCUGCAUGGAUGGAUCACCAUUACAUUACCUACUCACAGAACAUAAACACAAUAAAAUUAAAUACAAAUACAUCUUA
Messenger RNA from Neoarius graeffei (lesser salmon catfish), 2255 nucleotides. It is a transcript of the gene ecm1b, whose product is annotated as extracellular matrix protein 1b. Gene Ontology annotation, cellular component: extracellular region. Bases 59 to 2023 code for a protein of 654 amino acids. The transcript has 13 exons. NCBI's taxonomy places the organism in Eukaryota, Metazoa, Chordata, Actinopteri, Siluriformes, Ariidae. The record is from RefSeq and is a predicted model, not a curated record. Gene Ontology annotation, biological process: signal transduction; regulation of bone mineralization.